Molecule: messenger RNA, 2423 nt
Organism: Helianthus annuus (common sunflower)
Lineage: Eukaryota; Viridiplantae; Streptophyta; Magnoliopsida; Asterales; Asteraceae
Exons: 13
Coding region: 49-2073 (674 amino acids)
Source: RefSeq, a predicted model, not a curated record
AAUAACUAUCCUUAUAUUAUCUAUUUUGGCUAAUAGUAUACUGAAGAUAUGUCUAACAGAGGUAGAAGUAGAGGUAAAAGAGGUGUUGCUUCUUGUUCAAAGAAACUGAAAGAAGACGAAUUGCACGUUGAAUUUGAUGAUGAUAUGAUAGCGAUGGGUAAACAAAAAAGUAAAUUUGCUUCGUGGUUAGGAUUAACAUUAAGAGCAAGGUUUCCGUAUCAUAUUCCUACGAAAGAAUUUGACAGGCAAAGGUGGGAAAAUCUUUGGUUGGAUGCUAAGGAUUACUGGAAUAUUCCCGACGAUGAGCCAAGGGAGGUUUUCCUUAAAAAAGCUAAGAAAAAUUGUACUAACUGGAGAAGUAAGCUUUAUAGAAAAUACGUAAUGAAAAAUGAAGAACCUUUUGACGAUUAUAAGUUUCUCGAUCGAUCAAAAUGGCCUCUGUUUGUUGCGUCAAAGAGAAAGGCUAAAUUUUUGGAAAAAAGUGCCAAAGCAAGAGCAAGUGCGCUAGAGAACAAAAACUUUCACCGCACCGGACGCACCGGAUAUAGGGGUUUAAAGGACAACUUUGAUGGUAGAUGGAAACAACUUUCGGAAAGAAAUUCUUCUGUUAAAAAGUUACAACAUCAACGUUCUCAAUUGUGGGUUGCGGGCCGAGCAAGUCGAAACAAACAAACUGGCUUGUAUGAAGUUAAUGAUAUACAAGCAAAAGUCGACGCUUUGGGCCAUGCUGAGAGUGAAAUGAAAGCGGAUGGUACGUAUUAUCAAGGGCGGGAAGAUCCAUUAACUAGAUGUUUUGGGCCUGAACGCGGGGGCCAAUCACGGACAGUUUCAUAUGUCAUAGGUUCAACCAAAGUUCAUGGAGGAUUGUAUAAAUGUGGUAGUCAACCAAAUCCGAAUGAUGUGCCUACCACUCAAACAAGAAGUAAUGAGAUGGUGAAUGCGAACCAGGAUGGACAAAGCGUGGACCCAAGCAUGAGUUUUCGUAGUUGUGUGCCGGGUGGAUCAUAUAUGGACUAUCCAGAUAUUCAUGAUAUAUGUAAGUGUGAUCUAUUAUCAGUCGAUGAUUUGCCGAGAGAGAUAACGAUAGCCAAGGGGCAGGCAUAUCCUACUAGAAUUAGGACUUUACAUACGAAACACAUGAAAGACGGUUGUGUGAAAGUACAAGUGGAUACCAUCUUACCAGGUUAUGAGGACAUGGAUGUCCCUUCAGAGACUGCUGAUGAUGAAGUUAAACAUAUGGAUGACACACUUGCUGGUUUUAUCCAAUGGCCAAGAAGUGCUAUAAAGAUUUUGAACAGCGAGGCACCACACAAAUCAAAUAGCGUCUCGAGAAAGGUCCCAGCUUGUGAAAUUGAAACGAACACUUCAGUCUAUAUACCUAAGUUCGUAUCGCCUGAAGUCAAUGAAGAUCAACAACAAAGACCGUCCACCGUUCGUAUCGAUGCAAUUGAUUUUGACGAUUCAGAUGAUUUUGUCGAGUCUCUGUGGGCGAUACCCAUAGUAAAUCAAAUUCUACGACCACAAAAUGAAGAAUCUGAUCAAGAAAAACAAGCCCGAAAAAUAAAGAAUGCUUUGAAUGUAAUAAAAGAAAGACCUGCAUGGGUUCAAGGCAUUGUCAAUGAAUUAGAAAAGCAUGUUGGUAAUUAUCAUUUGAAUCAUGUCCCAAUCGAAUUUUCUAUCCCUGACGGGAUGUAUCCCUACAUCUUAAAAGACUUCAUUGAAAUUGAGGCGUUGUUACAAGUAUUCGCCAACGGCUGGGUUGAUAUCACGAUCAUACAUUGGUUUGCGGCGUUGUUUUAUACGAUGUCAAAUGAUGGUGAAAGAUGCAACCCAUGCGCUUUCUUCGGUCCGAACUCGAUCAACGGUGAGAUGUGCCAACGUAAUCCCGAAGAAGUUAAAGGUCACAUUCUUGGUGUAUAUGAGCUUCAUAUGGACAAACAAUACUUUCUUGCACCAUAUUUAGCCAAUGAUCAUUGGUCCUUGUUUAUCAUUUCUCCUACAAAGAAAGAAGUAUUCAUCUUGGAUUCGUUAAAGGGCAACAAGGACAAAAACAGUUAUCUUCUUCGGAAGUAAUUGAAGAUGUUUUCAAGGGAACAAAGUUCACAUGGAGCAUGGUCGAGUGUAAACAACAAAAUGGCGGAUGGGAGUGCGGAUUCAUGGUGUUGGGAUAUAUGAUGGAGUUUGUCUAUACAUACCAAGAAAAUUUUCCCACGAACAGUUGCUACACAGAAGGACAUCGACCAGUUACUAAGGAUCAUAAUGCCUUGGUUUUUUGUGAAAAUGUUUCCAAAUUGGAGCUAUACUUUUAAAUAGAUUUAGGUGUUAUUACUCUUUAUUUUCUUAGUAUGGAUUUAUAUCUCGUAGAAAUUUAUGUUUGGAUUUGUUAAAUCAAUGUUAUUCAAUCUAGAGUUUCCUUUUGAAUU